UCCUCCUGGGGGAUUUCCCAUUCUAAUUAACAUAUUCUUACAUGAAACAAAAUUAUUUGUGCAUGUUUGCUCUGGAUUUAGAAUGUCCUAAACCACUACAAACUAUUAUGUUUGUUACCGCAAUCACUUAAAAAGUGAAGAAAAUUUUUUUUACCAAGGCAGUUGUAGGCUACAUUCACCAUGAUAGUUCAUCGUUUUGUACCGUUUGCCUGUUGAUCCAGAGGGGCUCUGCUGGCGAUCGAUGGCCUGAGUUUGUGAAUGACAGAAAUGGCCUUGACACGAGCGAUGUCAGUGCACUGAUUUAAUCCAAGAAGCAGAGGGUGAGAGCCGAGGAUUGUAAGUCUGGCCUGGGCAGCAUUAUCUCUGCGUGGAACAUACCAUCUAAGACCUAACGAUGGAUUGGCUCUCGGUGCUUCACGUCCUUCUGCUAGCUUUUUUUGUUUUCGUGAUAUGUCAAUUGACCCGCCUAUAUUUCGCCGACAGUGACUUAACAUUGCAGUGGGCUCAUCAUUUCGGGGUUCCAACCAGUCAUCUGCGUGGAAAGGUUGUGUGGAUCACAGGAGCCUCCAGUGGGAUCGGAGAGCAUCUGUCUUAUGAAUUGGCUGCGGCUGGAUGCAGGCUUGUACUCUCUGCCAGGCGCAAAGAUGAACUGGAGAGAGUGAAAAAACAGUGUCAAUUGAGUGGACGAGUUGCCGACGCUGACAUUCUGGUUUUACCUCUUGAUGUUGUGAAAUUUGACACACAUAAAGAGCACGUGCGCACUGUGAUUGAUCAUUUUAAACAGAUUAAUAUUUUAGUGAAUAACGCAGGAAGAUCUCAGCGUGCACACUGGCAAGACAUCUCACUGUUAGUUGACAGGGAGAUGCUGGAGGUGAAUGUGUUAGGCGUUCUCUCUCUAACCCGGGCCGUUCUUCCCCAUAUGAUAACGUCGAAAGGAGGACAGAUUGUGGUCGUUAGCAGUAUGGCCGGAAAAUUGGGAACGCCGUUGUCCGGUUCUUACAGUGGAUCAAAACAUGCCCUUCACGGCCUCUUUGAAACUCUACGGAUUGAAGGACAUGCAAUGAACAUAAAAAUCACAAUGGUUUGCCCUGGUCACGUGUUUUCUUCCAUACGGCAAAAAGCUAUGACUGAGAAGCCGGGAGAGGAAUAUGGUGUAAAGAUGAAGCCCAAUGAAAGGCGCAUGUCAACGUCUCGCUGUGCACUGCUGAUGGCUGUGGCGAUUGCCAAUCAGCUGGACGAAGUGUGGAUAUCAAUCCAUCCUGUGUUACUUUUCACCUACAUGGCUCAAUAUAUGCCCACCCUGGCUCGGAGAUUAGCUGUCCGCAUUGGGAUGAGGGUAAUAGAAGACAUUCGUCAUGGAAAAUGACAAAACUGAGUAGAAUGACUUGUUGAACUCUGCCAUACCAUAUACCUGGACAGACCGGUUCCCAUGGCAGUUGCAUGUGACCCCUCCAUGUUUACAGAUGUACGCACUUAACUCUUACUUACAUAGUCAGAAAAAAGCGGCUUGCACGCCAUUGCUUUCUUUUAUGACUCUAUAGCGCAUGCUCAUCCCGGAUGUAGUGUAAUUACAAGACGGAAGGGCUGAUAUGAUUUUUUCCUGAGGUGUGAUAUCUUAAUUGUCUGACUGGAACACUUAGAACAGUUAAAGGUGAAUGAUUCCCCGUUGCUAAGGCCUGCAUGCCAACAAAGAGAAAGUGGUCUAUUGACAUAAUAGUUCUUUCUUUAUUUUAUUUGAACAUGUACAUGGCACAUAGAGUCUAAGGCAGUUCAACUAUAUAGUAAUAAGCUAAUUCAUAUUACAAAUUAGCUUAAUUUGUGAUAUGAACAAAUUACACACAGUGUGAUGAACGGAACUAUCAGAGACAAACGUUGAUGUACAUAUGUACCUCUAAAAGUAGCCAAAUUAAAAAUUUGG
Liolophura sinensis is the source of this 1918-nucleotide messenger RNA. Its product is annotated as dehydrogenase/reductase SDR family member 7-like. The coding region runs from base 395 to 1366 and encodes 323 amino acids. Gene Ontology annotation, molecular function: oxidoreductase activity. The record is from RefSeq and is a predicted model, not a curated record. NCBI's taxonomy places the organism in Eukaryota, Metazoa, Mollusca, Polyplacophora, Chitonida, Chitonidae. The transcript is spliced from 8 exons.